Pleuronectes platessa (European plaice) is the source of this 1521-nucleotide messenger RNA. It is a transcript of the gene cdhr5-rs, whose product is annotated as cadherin-related family member 5, related sequence. Lineage: Eukaryota; Metazoa; Chordata; Actinopteri; Pleuronectiformes; Pleuronectidae. Gene Ontology annotation, cellular component: membrane. Bases 136 to 1521 code for a protein of 461 amino acids. The record is from RefSeq and is a predicted model, not a curated record. The transcript is spliced from 13 exons. Gene Ontology annotation, molecular function: calcium ion binding. Gene Ontology annotation, biological process: homophilic cell-cell adhesion.
CUCUCUCUCUCUCUCUCUCUCUCUCUCUCUCUCUCUCUCUCUCUCUCUCGCCUGACCAGACAGAGAUAGAGAGUCCAAGUGUCAGAAGAACCAGGAGAGAGAGGAGGACGAGGACAAAGCGGAGGACAAAGGACGAUGCUGAGACGCUGCAGGCUGCUGCUGUGGCAGGUGGUUCUCCGGUUAUCAUAUCAUGUGGUUACAGCCGGUCCGUGUCAAGGCGGGUCGGACAUCUUGGCAUCGGUCAGAGAGAACAGUCCGCUCGGUCAGUUCAUAGCCAACAUCAGUAUCAGCGGAGAGCAACGAGUGAACACUAUCAGACUUUGUCUGAGCGGACACAGCGCAGACUGGUUCUACUUAGAGGGUCGAACCAUCCGACUCAACACGUCACUCUCCAGAGUCCUGGACAGGGAGGUUCAGGGAUCGGUGCUGGCAGCAGAGCUCACCUGUUAUGAAGAGGAUGUCAUGCAGAGUCAGUUCAGGAUCCUGGUGGAGAUCGUGAAUGAAAACGACAACAGACCAAACUUCCUGCAGGAGACGAUUGGUCCUUUCAGCAUCAGUGAGCUGACGGCUGUGAACUCUGUGAUAUUCACUGUAAAAGCUGUUGAUGCAGACGGGGACAUGAUCAGUUACAUCAUUGAUCAAUCAUCGCCGGACGCCGCCUUCUUCAGGAUCGAUCUACCAAACAGUGGCAGCAUCGUGUUGGACAAACAUCUGGACUUUGAGACCAGACAUCACCUGGAGUUCAUCAUCUGGGCCCAGGAAUCAAACACAGAGGAUAAAUUCAACUCGUCUUCUCAUUUAUCCGUGAACAUCGAGGACGGAGACGAUCAAUAUCCUCACUUCCUGCCGUGUGCACCUGUCACUCCAGGUGUUCCUGUCUGCAUUAACCCCGCCUACACCACCAACAUCACACACAGGACACAGGAUGUUGUUCUGGAGUUUUCUCCUGGUCCAAUCAGAGCAGUGGACGGAGACAGAGGAAUCAACAUGUCUCUGAUCUACAGCAUCCUGUCAGGUGACGACCAGGGCAGGUUUGAGAUCAACAACACGACAGGUGAGCUCAGGUUAACUCGAGCUGUGGACGGCCGACGACUGACACCAAACUUCACACUCAAGGUCAUGGUGUGUCAGGUGGACGACAGGCUGAAAUACAGCGUGGCAUUCGUCGUGGUCAGAGUUUUGAAUGAAAACACGUUCCCUCCGGUUUUUAACAGAACCACUUUUAAAGGUUUCAUCAUCCAGAGCUCUAGCCCCAUCUCGAUCGUCUCAACCUAUGGGAACCAGGUGUUACAGGUCCAGGUGUCCGACCACGACUUCUCUAAUGGCCUGAAUCCAAACAUCCGCUACUCCCUUCAUCCUCUGUCCGACCUGUACCAUGUCACUCAGAUGGGGAUCCUGAUCGCCAGGACGUACCAACUGCACGACUUCGACCGCCACAUCCUACAGCUGGUGCGGUUCCAUGUUGGACGUGUGAACCGAGCUGUGAAACAUGAUCAUGUUGUAUCGUUGUUCAGGUCGUAG